CUGUUGCUAAAUAGAAACACGCACAGUGUCACGGAGAGACCACACCAAGUGAGCCCUGCAUCGCCAUGGAUAGACAUCUGCUGUGUGUCUGUUUGCUUGUCUUCGUCAUUUUCGAAGAGGGGUCUGCCUUAAAGAUUCGGAACAAGCUGCUGGGUAAAUGUCUACAGGUCCACGAGGGAGCUUUUGGAGGGAGGGUGUCACUGGAGGAAUGCAGCCCACAAUCACUUUUGCAAGAAUGGCGCUGGCUCCCGGAGAGCCAGGCUCUCAGCAGCCACCACACUGGGGAGUGUCUGACUGCACCGAGAGAGGAGUACGAAGGUGUCCGCUUGCAGCCAUGCAUCUUCAGAGCUGGAAGUGACAAGGCUGGUGAUGGAGGGGCAGAGGUGGAAACGGGCAGAGAGGCAAGCAGCCAGACGUGGGCCUGCUCCAAGAAAGGCCACCUCACUUUGAUGGGGAGGGGGCUGCACCUCAGUGCUACACAAGAAUCCACUUUGGUCUUCCUUUCGAGGGAACAUAAACAGGGCAGCAGGUGGCGGACACUUGACAACCAGACAUUGUGCAGUGGUAGAGACAGCAAACAUAACCCAAACCAACAUCACCACCAUGUGGGGGAAUCUUUGGAACCUGGGAUUUUUCCAAGUGAUGUCUCUGAUAUACACAGACAGGCUGAAACAUUUGAAGGUAUAAUGGCCACUAAUGUCACAGAGCCAUAUUCUGUAAUAGAUGCCACUCAUUCAUCCCCUGCAGAUCCCACCAUGAUUUUUUUCAGUAUGGACUAUGGGAUGGGCUGGAAGAUAACCAUGCUGGUACUAAGCUCUCUGGCUCUGGUCUUGGGGACUGUGAUUCUUAUCCUCAAUGUUUACUCUAAUAGAAGGAAGAAGGUGGUAUGUGUUUUGAAGUCGUACACUCCAAGACCAGAGAUGAGUGUUCCCGGGUCACCAGUGCCCAGUGAAAAGGCCCCACUGACCGAGCAUGCCAUGCGUCUCCCACACUCCUCCCCAGCUUUACAACGAGGAGAAAUCUUGAUUGAGUGGAAGGAUGGCACUGUUACACCACUGUAUGAAGCCUGAAGGUUGUACUGCUAAAUGAGAAUAGAUGUAAAUGUGGUAACAGUGUAAAGAUACACUGUUUUUUUUGUGCAAGAGAAUGUGUGUUACCUUCUGAAUGUGUCUGAAGCGGAGUUUAUUUUGAAGAGAAAAUGAGAAAAACAAGUCAAAGUAAGGUUUUCUACUGUUUGAAAAUUUCAAUAAUUGAUCGUGCUCCCUCUAUUUUUUUUAAAUGUAAAAGUUAAUGGAUCAUUGUCAGACUGUUUCUUCUCAGAGGAAGAUGAGUGAAUGUAAAGCUGACGAGUGGAAAAGUGUUGAGCAUAAACGAGGCUGUAGGUUUUCAAAAUGCUAAAUCUGGACCUCUGGUGUUGAACAUUCUGGGGAAUGCUUGCUGGAUGGAAGGACUGUAAAAUGAAUGUUCAAGCAUCCAGCCAUUGUUUGUAGACUUGCUAUAGGUACCAUUUAAGGGCUCAACAAGGCAACCAUGGCUUAUGCCUGUAGUUGGACAAAUACUUCUGAUCUGAUGAUGUAGGCCCAGUUUGAUGAUGAAAGCUGUUAUGUUCUGUCACCAGUUCAGAAGGCUCUUUAUGUAUUUGCUCAAUUGUAAAAAUUGAAAAGGUCUAAAGUCAAUUUUCAGUUAACCCUCUUCUCCUAACAGCAUCUCACAACACAACACGGCUCCUGAGCCUCACACUGUACAAUAUUAGGAUUUAUAGGCUUCUUCAGGAAAAUGUAACUACUGUUGCAUUGCAGCGUUUUUGUUGUUGCAAGAAACACAACUGGUGGCAGAUGAUUGAUUAAAGUUGGUCUCAUACAACAGAUCGAUUUCAGUAUUAUUUAGUUUGUGCUCCAUGUCAUAAUAUAGAGUCAUUAGGAUGUUUCAGAUGAAAAUCUUAACUUAGUUUACAUACAAAGUAAUUGUUGUCUGAAUUUGGUUAGUUUCUAAUUGUUGAUUUUUCUAUUCACUUACUUUAAGAUUAACUAAGAUUACAUAAACUUUGAUUAAUUUGAACUGUUAAUAGUGUUGUUAUGCUACUUUGGAAACAUCCGUUAACAAAGCAAAAAAAUAAAUUCUGACCUCCUUUGAUUUUACACAAUCUUCAUCAGUAAUUGAAAUCUGAUCAUUUCCCAUGAACUUUAAUUUGUUUUAAGCACUUGAUUGUCUUCUCAUUCUUAAAAUUUACUGUGAAAAAAAUAUAAUAUUGAGAUUAAGAUCCUAAACCAGCUUAGAUACUGUUUUGUCAACUAUCACUGACGUCUUACAUUGAUAUACUUGUGGUGUUAGUAUUUUGACCUAAAAUAUUUUUGUACCUGUGAACUUGCUAAUAAAAUGACAUGUAUACUUGA
This is a messenger RNA of Stegastes partitus (bicolor damselfish), 2393 nucleotides long. RefSeq lists its product as uncharacterized. The record is from RefSeq and is a predicted model, not a curated record. The coding region runs from base 66 to 1070 and encodes 334 amino acids. NCBI's taxonomy places the organism in Eukaryota, Metazoa, Chordata, Actinopteri, Pomacentridae. The transcript is spliced from 6 exons.